AUGCAUAAACGUCUGAUCCAAGUACUUGGCUUCUUAAUGUCAUCACUUGGAUGGCUGUUUGUGCUGUGCACCAUGGCCAUGGACUAUUGGCGGAUCACCCAACUAGGAGGCCAAGGAGGCUCCUUCAUCAUCAAAGUGGCCUGGUACUGGUCCAACUUAUGGAAGGAUUGUUUCACCGACUCCACAGCUGUCACCAACUGUAGAGACUUCCCUGUGCUUUGGUCUGUCACCCCUUUUGUCCAGGCAGUACGAGGAUUGCUAAUGUGCGGUUUAACUUUUGGUUUUUUUGCUGUUAUAUUUUGCUUUAUUGGGAUGGAGUGCACUUAUAUUGGUGGAGCUGAGAAAACCAAGGACAAACUGGUUCUUGCCGGAGCAGUGUUUCAUAUCGCUGGCAGUGUGGCAGAUGUUGCUGCCUACUGCUUGUACAUCAACAGGGUUGCCAAAACAACCUUUGCUGGCAGUUUAGAGCCAGGAGUCUUACGGUAUGACCUAGGAACUCCAAUAUUUCUUGGAUUGGUGGGAUGUUUUCUCAUCCUUUUAGGGGCUUUGUUCUACGGUGUGACCGUCUUCCGGGUAAUUGUCCCUGAGAGUAGAGUGGUAUAUGCCUAUGGAGGAGGCACAUACAUGGACCCACACUCCAGAGGCAGAACCCUAUACACCGAAUACUACAGACCCUCCAGGCAGUAUGGAACUUACAUGGGCUCAGGACCAUCCAGCAGCUCCAGCAACUCAAAGCUGUCUCGGACAAUAAAUACAAAAAUCUCAGAAAGAGAUGCAUUUGUGUAGUUGCACAAAGCCCUCUUUUCAUGUAUAGUUUGACUAACAAUCAGCAUAUUGCAAACUGUUAAUAUAAUGAAAAACCCUCUGCCUUCUCUUCAGAGCACCAUAGACAAUUGCAUGUUGUUAUUGCUGUUGUUA
This is a messenger RNA of Pseudoliparis swirei, 918 nucleotides long. It is a transcript of the gene cldn10l2, whose product is annotated as claudin-10. The transcript has 5 exons. Gene Ontology annotation, cellular component: plasma membrane; bicellular tight junction. The record is from RefSeq and is a predicted model, not a curated record. Gene Ontology annotation, biological process: cell adhesion; bicellular tight junction assembly. NCBI's taxonomy places the organism in Eukaryota, Metazoa, Chordata, Actinopteri, Perciformes, Liparidae. Bases 1 to 786 code for a protein of 261 amino acids. Gene Ontology annotation, molecular function: structural molecule activity.